This is a messenger RNA of Elaeis guineensis (African oil palm), 1238 nucleotides long. The record is from RefSeq and is a predicted model, not a curated record. Lineage: Eukaryota; Viridiplantae; Streptophyta; Magnoliopsida; Arecales; Arecaceae.
GGAGAUAUUGGCCGUGAGACAUCUGUAUAUAACCUUAGCUGUGAGAAAUCACACAGAGAACAUAAAGAGGGUACAUGUUGCAAUAUGAAAGGAACUGCUAAAAUCACACCUCAGGAGGUGCUCGACAUUUUUUCUGUUAGUGAGGAAGAUAAUUCUGUAGUGCGAGAAGCUGGUACCGUUCCUGGUGCAUUUCUGCAUGCUUCAAAUCUUGAUGGAAGAAUAUCUGACCCUAAUGCAAUUUCUGAUCAAGAAGAAACACUCGAUUCAAAAGAGAUCAAAACCUGCCAAGAGUCCUGUGAUUCUGUUUCCUUGGAUGCAAAGAAGCUCAAAAGCUUGAACAAAUGCGCAACAUUUCCUUGCUCAUCAGAGGUGCAAUUGGACAUUUUGCCAAUUAAGGGAAGUAAUGAGGAAUCAAGCAUAGAAGUACAAGGCCGAUGUUCCUCCACAUUUAAGAGUCCUACAUAUGCACGGUCAAUGUCUCUGCCUACUUCUUUGAAGCUUGUUUCUGCCAUGAAGGGAGGCCGUGCACAAAAUGGGACAUCCCCCACUGUGAAGCUGCAUGUGAAAUGGGCGCCCGAGGUUUAUGAUCCACCUGCCACAUCAAUGUCCCAUACAGUGAAGAAGAGCCAUCACCAACGUCCCAAGGCCAAGAAAAAGGACAGCCACAGGAACAAGCACAGCAAGGGCAAGUCCUAUCGGGCAAGCGGUAUGGAAAGGAAACACGCAAAUCAUGGCAGUACAGGCACAGUCUCCAAUCCUUUGGAUAUGAGGUUACCAGUUGCUGGAGAUAGGUUACUGUCGGAUGGAUAUGGCAAAUCGAAUGCGGAAGUCUUAGAGUAUGCAGUUAGCACUCGUGAAUCCAAGUGUGGCGGUGGCUUCCUGAGGGAGGCACUUGCUAAAGUAAAUCUCUCUACAGCUGAGGCCUCUUGAAUGGAUCCCAGUUUUGGCAAUGUGGACGAAUUAUCAUCUUGAUCAUUGUAGAUAAAUAAUGCGUGAUAAAAAUGCUCAGUGUGUGCUGGCUAGUUUUGUUGUGAUUGGAAGAACUUAUUGCCUGGAAGAUUUUUAGUGGGUUGAAGACAAUAAAGCGGUGUUGUUUCUUAUUUUUCGAAUUUAGAAACUGAACGAUACGCAGAUGUUUUGGGUGUGGUAGAUCAUGGAUGUCUGUGCGGGUGGAUGCCAGGCUGUUUGGGACCUUUUAGCUGCUUGUUGUAAUGCCCUGAGUGCCGUACAGCUUCUUG